AUGAACGUGGCCGAGCUGGCUGAUCGAGAUGGGGCAAGCGAUGCCUUCUCCAAGGACUCAGAAAUUCCUUCCGAAGCUCGGUUUGGGCAGCUCGGGGCCAAAGAUGCAGCGAGCUUGGCGGGUGAGGACACUGCCGAGGAGAUCGAUGUGACCUUUGCACAUCCUGACAAGUCAUCGAGGCAGUGCACCAGUGCUGGAUCCAGCAGCGAGGGGAUUUGCCAGGACCAGCCAGGUCCGUAUGUGAUCAUCCACGACUGUACCUACGUAUCUGAAACGUCUGCGGUGCCCCCAGAAGAGGACGUGGUGACCGUUGUGCGAGUUGGGACAGUUGUCGAGGUGGAGGAGGUUGUGCAGCAGUCCCAAGCAAAGGUGCGAGGGCGCAUCGCGUCGCCGCCAGGUUGGAUAUCUCUCCUGGAUGUGGCAACUGGCUACCGGUGGGCAUGCCGAGUGGAGGACCGGGCUCUCCUCCACAAGCCCGCUGUGUUGGACACGUCGCUGGCAGGAUUACAACAGUUUGCGCCCGCAACUCCCCGAGCCUCCGUCAUGGUGGCCCCGCCCAGCAGCGACAGGAUUGGCACCGUGUGUCGGAAGCCCCGCGCCAAAGCAGUGCACCGCCGCAGCCCACAACCUAAGGUUGGCUGGGCUUAG
This is a messenger RNA of Symbiodinium natans, 648 nucleotides long. The record is from the annotation of a GenBank genome assembly. Lineage: Eukaryota; Dinophyceae; Suessiales; Symbiodiniaceae.